This is a messenger RNA of Amphiprion ocellaris (clown anemonefish), 3924 nucleotides long. It is a transcript of the gene acvr1ba, whose product is annotated as activin A receptor type 1Ba. Gene Ontology annotation, biological process: activin receptor signaling pathway; nervous system development; protein phosphorylation. The record is from RefSeq and is a predicted model, not a curated record. Lineage: Eukaryota; Metazoa; Chordata; Actinopteri; Pomacentridae. Gene Ontology annotation, molecular function: ATP binding; activin binding; activin receptor activity, type I. The transcript is spliced from 9 exons. Bases 146 to 1645 code for a protein of 499 amino acids. Gene Ontology annotation, cellular component: activin receptor complex; plasma membrane.
GGCUGGCUGGCUGGCUGGCAGGCUGGCUAGUAUCUGGCGGUGUGGUGUGUGCGGUUGGACUGUGGUUGUGUUUCAGGUUUGGUCGUGUUGAUAACGACACAUUUCAGACGCAAUUUCACCGCGGAGAGAUGGGAAUUCAGAAGAAAUGGCUCUAAAACAAAUUGCCCCAACGCUGCUGGCCCUGCUCGGCUUGGCGGCAGUCGGUAAUGCAUUACGUUGUAACUGCACAAACUGUGAGAAGACCGGCUAUGAAUGCGAGACAGAUGGCGCCUGCAUGGCCUCAACUUACUACAUCCAGGGGAAAGAGCAACAUGUACGCAUCUGUAUCAACCAGGACAACCUGGUGCCCCCUGGUCAGCCCUUUUACUGUCUGAGUGCUGAAGGCCUCCUCAACACUCAUUGCUGCUAUGUAGAUUACUGCAACAGUAUUGACCUGAAAGUCCCAGUCCCUACAAAGGGAGGGGAAUGGUCAGGCCCAGGAAGCACCUGGGGGCCAGUGGAGCUGGUGGCGGUUAUUGCAGGACCCGUGUUCCUGCUCUGUGUGUUGCUGAUGGUUGGCGUGUUCCUGUUCCAAUAUCACCAGAGGGCCUACAGCCAUAGACAAAGGCUGGAAGUAGAGGAUCCAUCAUGUGACCAUCUGUACUUGGCCAAGGACAAGACCCUGCAGGACCUCAUCUAUGAUAUGUCCACCUCAGGAUCAGGCUCUGGUUUACCUCUGUUUGUGCAGCGGACAGUGGCCAGGACCAUCGUGCUGCAGGAGAUAAUAGGAAAGGGUCGUUUUGGAGAGGUGUGGCGAGGGAAGUGGAGAGGAGGAGACGUGGCAGUAAAGAUCUUCUCAUCCAGGGAGGAGCGUUCGUGGUUCCGAGAGGCUGAAAUCUACCAGACAAUCAUGCUACGUCAUGAAAACAUCUUAGGGUUCAUUGCAGCAGACAAUAAAGACAAUGGCACAUGGACUCAGCUCUGGCUGGUGUCAGACUAUCAUGAACACGGGUCUCUCUUUGACUACCUGAACCGCCACUCUGUCACCAUCGAGGGCAUGAUCAAACUGGCACUGUCAGCUGCCAGCGGCCUUGCACACCUACACAUGGAGAUCCUCGGCACUCAGGGUAAGCCUGGCAUUGCUCAUCGCGACCUCAAGUCUAAAAAUAUCCUGGUUAAGAAGAAUGGCAUGUGUGCCAUAGCUGACCUCGGCCUGGCAGUCCGCCAUGAAUCCAUCACAGACACAAUCGAUAUAGCACCGAACCAGCGCGUGGGCACUAAGAGAUAUAUGGCUCCAGAAGUCCUGGAUGAAACCAUCAACAUGAAACACUUUGAUUCUUUUAAGUGUGCUGACAUUUAUGCGCUGGGCCUGGUGUACUGGGAGAUUGCGCGUCGCUGCAAUGCAGGAGGUAUCCAUGAAGAGUACCAGCUGCCCUACUACGACCUCGUACCCUCUGACCCCUCCAUAGAGGAGAUGAGGAAGGUGGUGUGUGACCAGAAACUGAGGCCCAAUGUGCCCAACUGGUGGCAGAGCUACGAGUCGCUGCGUGUGAUGGGGAAGAUCAUGAGGGAGUGCUGGUACGCCAACGGAGCGGCCAGACUGACGGCUCUGCGCAUCAAGAAAACUCUGUCUCAGCUCAGUGUGGAGGAGGACGUGAAGAUGUGAGCGGCCAGGCGGCGGAAAGACGCGCUGGAGACGCACAACCAGACCACACUCCCAUAGGAAACAAACACUAAAGACAGACUGCAAAUGAAAAACCCUGCCAGUUUUAAAGCCACACUCCAAGUUGUGACAAGGCCUACCUCACCUUUUUAGCCAAAACUACUGAGAAUCACCCCCCCGCCGACUCUCCUCUCCCCCGCCUCCCUUUGUUCCUCACGUGUGUCCCACCCUGUUCCCCUUCGACCCCCUUCUCCACAGGCCACUACACUACAGCACUACCACUGUUAAUAUCAUCGCACUCAGUCCUUUUUCAUUCUCAUUUCUCAUGGCAGGAAUUAUUGCUAUUGUACAGUGACAGGAUUUCUUUUUUGUUUGAUCUUUUUACCUCUCAGAAAUUGUCCAGCGAUGGACUAAUCGCGUCCAGAAGGGUCGAGCAUGUUGUGGGUUUUCCGUUUUAAGAACGACAAACAUCACAUUCUGUCGCUGUAAGUGUGUGAGUCGGGGAGGGGGAAGAGGCUGAAGCACUGUUUCUAGUCGUGUGUGUAAAAGUUGUCUGGACUACUAGCAUGUUUCUAAGACACUACGAUGUCUUCUGGUAUCGGCUGUAGUUCGUUAGGCAUAAUCAGUUAUUGGACAUUUGGUUAAUCAAGCAUGAACAGCCAGAUUGUGCUUUUUAAUCCCUCACUUGAAUUUCCUCCAAACAGAAAUUAGUUGCACUCAACUGUAGCUUCCUCAUCGCGCGUGAGACCCGCAGGUAUCACACAGCAGAUGCGGUCCAGUCCUGGUGUUAGUCUGAAACAUGGCAGGGAUAAUGUUUGGGAUGGUUUUAUUUUUUUGUUUUUAUUUAUUUGUUCAUAGUUUUUAUUUCAUGUUGAUGAACACUGUGAGAUGAGAUGUGACAAACCAGUCGUGAUAUGAACAUUAAUGUCAUAGUUCAGUCAGAGUCUUCACUAUCAGAUGUUAGAUUAAAGGGUUAUUGCAUUCAUUUAGUGAGAUGAGAUUUGAAUGUAGCCGUAACCCUGUUGGUGACAGGCGAUGACAUCGUGCACACUGAGCUAAUAAGAGGAGUAUGAAAUGGCAAUGAAAAUUACCAUUUUUGUUAUUUUUGAAUAUAUUUUUUGUGUUUUGUGUAAAGACAUCAUGAUGGGUGUUUUCUUCUGACGUUGACAUUAGACACUACUGAUGAUGGGUACAUAUGAUUUGUAAAUAAAACAUGCAUUUUUUUUCCUUUUAUGCCACAAGCACCAGUGUGACAUUUGAACAGCGAUUUUAAUUGGAUGGUACUUUCAGAAGUCUGUCGUUUGAUCCGUCUGCAUGGUUUCUAACUGUGCCAGGAAAUAGACUGUGUUAUCUGCUGGAAUUUGUUUUUCAGUUGCUCCUCGCUCUUGGCAAUUUGGUGGUACUACUGAUCCCUGAUCAUUUUUGCUGCAACUUCUGUUUUUUUUUUUUUUUUUAAAUAUGAAUAUAUGUAUGUAAUUGUUGGAAUUGCUUGUUGAGCUCUUUUGGAGCUCAGUAACGCAGAUCUGUUUCUACAUAUGUCCUCUGGGGGUGACGUCUCUUUUUCUCACCGACACUGGAAUCCUGAGGAGCAUCAUGGAAACUUUAAAUCCUGAUACUGCCACUGGCUAUUUAUUCAGAAAUACAGACGACUGCUGACAGUUCACAUACAGGGAACAUACGGUUAGAUGUAAAAUGUAGUCGAGAAGUUUUACCCUCAAGUGAAACUGCAUGUUUUCAUUUUACAUCUGCAGCUUUGAGACUAUGAAAGUGUUACACUGACAUUUGUCACCAUCAGGCUCUGCACUGUUAUGUCCACAAGGGCGUUAGUUAACGUUAGUUAAGCCAUCUCUUGAUCCAGAAUCCAUGUGUCAUGUUUCGUAUCCAUUUUGCAUGCUGUCAAACACUGGGUCCUCUGCACUGAGGUAGAUGAACUUAAGACAUGUAUUUCCCACCUCCGUGUUGUUUUUUUUUCCCCCUUUUUAUUUGCGUCGUUGGCUAUGUACCCCAGAAAUGUUGCUGCUACUGUUAACAUGGGUAGUAGUUCAGCAGGCAGAGCGUAGCGGACAAGAGAGCCGGGAGGGGAAAUGGGAGAAUGCUGUCAGUUGAACCAAAAUUGUCAAAACACUCCUGUCCAUGUUUGGUUUGUUGCCAUGGGUAUAUGACCAUCAGACAUCCUGUUCAUAGGUAAUACUUCAAGAUUUCAAAAUAAUAUUGUGCAAAUCUUUUCAGAAUUAGUUCAAAAGUGUACAUAGAUGAUAUACAAUAAAUUCCUCUUUUUCUUA